Molecule: messenger RNA, 1984 nt
Organism: Athalia rosae (coleseed sawfly)
Lineage: Eukaryota; Metazoa; Arthropoda; Insecta; Hymenoptera; Athaliidae
Product: RCC1 and BTB domain-containing protein 1-like
Exons: 10
Coding region: 161-1705 (514 amino acids)
Molecular function (GO): protein binding
Source: RefSeq, a predicted model, not a curated record
GUAUGUACGUACAGUGGCAAUCUUGUGGUAAUAAACUGGUUAUCAUGAGCAAAGCUACGUCACGGUGUCGGUCAUUUCCAGCUGAUGGGUUGUUGAUUUCAGUUUUUAUUGUUUCAUUUUGAUGGAUUAAAGUCAAGCAGCUGUCAUCGAAUUACGUAUCAUGUCGCGGACGGACCUGAGAAAUUGGCCUGUUUUCAGCCUUCUUGAACCAGAAUUCGUUACCAAAAUAUAUCUGGUCGUUGUCUACGGAAAUCUGGGCAAUGAGGCAUUGAUUGUCACAAAAGACGAUGUGGUGUAUGCCUUAGGCAGCAACACGACAGGCUGUCUGGGAACAGGUGAUUCGCACAGUACAUUGCAACCAAAGAAAGUUGAGGCGUUAUGCGAAAAGGGCGUGAAAACUUUUGCCUAUGGUAGCGGGCCACACGUUCUUGCUCUUACGCACACCGGAGAGGUAUUUUCUUGGGGCCACAACGGCUACUUUGAACUUGGCAACGGCUCGUCUAAUCAAGGCCUAACUCCAACGAUUGUGGGGCUUCAGCUAGGAGGCAAAAUAAUUGUCGACAUUGCCUGCGGUAGUCACCAUUCAAUGGCACUAACGGAUGACGGCGAGGUAUAUGCAUGGGGUCAAAAUAACUGUGGGCAGGUUGGUAGUGGAAUCAGUUCCCACCAAGGUGUGCCGCGCAAAGUGAAUUCUGCACUAACAGGGAAAAAGGUUGUAUCCAUAUUCUGCGGGCAGACUUCGAGUGUAGCGGUUACCGAAAGUGGAGAUGUUUAUGGCUGGGGGUAUAACGGAGUCGGACAAUUAGGCAUAGGCAGCUACGUCAAUCAACCAAAUCCGACCAAAGUGUCCGCCUUGUCUGGUGUUGUAAUCGAGAAGGUUGCUUGCGGCUACGCCCACACUUUGGCACUCAGUGACGAAGGAACUUUAUAUGUAUGGGGGGGCAAUAGUUACGGCCAAUUGGGUCUUGGCAACAAGGCGAACGCGUCGAGUCCUGUAAAGGUGGUCAUGCCCGAGAUGGGAAGGGUAUCGGACAUAGCUGCUGUCCACUACAACCACAUAAGCGUAGCCGUUGGGCAAGGAGGUCGAGUCUUUAUGUGGGGUCAGUGUAGAGGUCAGAGCGUAACAACGCCAACCGCUACUCGUCUUCUUCAUCCUCACGAUGCUCUUGCUUUUUAUGCAACUCCCAGUGUGAUGCACCGUCCUCUUUUGUUACAUGCCGAAGAGGAAACUGGCAUCUUAGACUCCCUGAGACAGGCAUUCGACGACGCGACGACAAGUGACAUUGUUAUACAAGUCCAAGGAAAGCCGAUACACGUUCAUAAAUCAGUGUUGAAAAUCCGAUGUCUCCAUUUUAGAUCGAUGUUUCAGGAACACUGGGCCGAAGACAGUCAAAAUAUCUUGCAGCUGGAUCAGUUUUCUCAUGCCGUAUACAAAUCGUUUUUGAGAUAUCUCUACACGGAUGAAGUUGACCUUCCUGCGGAGAACGCAUUGGAACUCUUGGAUCUUGCCGACGCUUACUGCGAGACCCAAUUAAAGAGACGUUGUGUGCAGCUUAUAAAAAGAGGAAUAACCGUUGAAAAUGCUGCAUUUCUUUAUAGUACCGCUAUCGAGUACAAUGCCCAGGUAAGAGGAGUUGGAAGAAUUUUGUUUCAAGUUUGCACUGAAUCAUAUGACGGCUGUCAUACAAACUCUGAAUUUUUCUAAUCUCGAUGAAGCUACACUUAAGACUUUCAUUUUGAAGGCUGCGCAAGCUGGUGCCUUCAAAACGUAAUAGUCAAGAAACAAAUCCCGAUUCCAAACGUAAUGUCUGAUUUUUCUAUCGAGUUGAUGUACUUAUUUAUUUACAUUCCGCAUGCUUGGGUGUCGUAAUUAAAAUCUUUGGAAAACGACUACUCGAGUUCUAAGACUGUAGGGAUCUCAAUGUCAAAGUGAACUUUACAUUUUCUAUUCCAUUGAAUAAAUCGAUAUGAAUUAUCGAAAAAA